Phacochoerus africanus (Common warthog) is the source of this 4820-nucleotide messenger RNA. RefSeq names its product C2 calcium dependent domain containing 5 (gene C2CD5). The record is from RefSeq and is a predicted model, not a curated record. NCBI's taxonomy places the organism in Eukaryota, Metazoa, Chordata, Mammalia, Artiodactyla, Suidae. Gene Ontology annotation, molecular function: calcium-dependent phospholipid binding; calcium ion binding. Gene Ontology annotation, biological process: intracellular protein transmembrane transport; positive regulation of protein targeting to membrane; positive regulation of vesicle fusion. Gene Ontology annotation, cellular component: plasma membrane. The coding region runs from base 247 to 3627 and encodes 1126 amino acids. The transcript has 29 exons.
AUCGAUGCCUCCACCCCGCCCGGGGAGCCGCCAUUUUGGGGGGAGGAGAAACGCUUUUCUGGGCUGCGGCGGUUCAACGGGAUGCCGAGUGGCUUUUGCUUCUCUUGCCAGCGGUGUGGCGCCGGGUCAGAAGCCUCCACCGGGGCCACUCCUCUAGCUGCCUCUCCGGAAUGAGGCCUCAGCUCCCGCGCGAGACGGCCCCCUGUCUCCUUUCAGAGAGCCCAAGCAGAGGCCGAAGCCGAGACGAUGCCUGGGAAGCUGAAGGUGAAAAUCGUGGCCGGGCGCCAUUUGCCAGUGAUGGACCGAGCUAGUGACCUGACUGAUGCCUUCGUGGAGGUAAAAUUUGGUAAUACCACCUUUAAAACAGAUGUGUAUCUCAAGUCCCUCAACCCUCAGUGGAACUCAGAAUGGUUUAAAUUUGAGGUGGAUGAUGAAGAUUUACAAGAUGAACCUCUCCAGAUCACAGUUCUUGACCAUGAUACAUAUAGUGCAAAUGAUGCCAUUGGUAAAGUGUAUAUUGAUAUUGACCCUUUACUCUACAGUGAGGCUGCAACAGUCAUCUCAGGAUGGUUUCCAAUUUAUGAUACCAUUCAUGGUAUCCGUGGGGAAAUCAAUGUAGUUGUCAAAGUAGACCUCUUCAAUGACUUGAAUCGAUUUAGGCAGUCAUCAUGUGGAGUCAAAUUCUUUUGCACAACAUCCAUCCCAAAGUGCUAUAGAGCUGUAAUAAUUCAUGGAUUUGUAGAAGAACUUGUGGUCAAUGAAGACCCAGAAUAUCAAUGGAUUGAUCGAAUUCGCACACCAAGGGCAUCAAAUGAGGCCAGACAGAGACUCAUUUCUUUAAUGUCAGGUGAAUUGCAGAGGAAAAUUGGCUUGAAAGUGCUUGAAAUGAGAGGAAAUGCGGUUGUUGGGUACUUACAGUGUUUUGAUCUGGAAGGCGAGUCUGGGUUAGUGGUACGAGCCAUAGGAACAGCGUGUACCCUGGAUAAAUUAAGUAGCCCAGCAGCACUCCUUCCUGCAUGUAAUUCCCCAUCCAAAGAAAUGAAGGAGAUUCCCUUCAAUGAAGAUCCCAAUCCCAAUACUCACUCAUCAGGACCCUCAACCCCUCUGAAAAACCAAACUUAUUCCUUUUCACCUUCCAAGUCCUACAGUCGACAGUCCUCUUCUUCUGACACAGAUUUGAGUUUGACACCCAAAACUGCACCUUACCCACAGGGGCCUAGGAUUUACCUGUGUCCCAGCUCCCCCUCUCUCCCUUGUGGUUCCCUUCAUCUUAAAAAGUCCUGUCUUCUCCUCUCGGAAUCUAGCCUUCCCCCUCAUCCUUCUAGCCUUGUCAGCCCAGUUCUGAGGAAAAGUGUUUCUUUCAGUGAAGAGCUGUUCCUGGCUGCUUCUGGAAUGGGAAGUGGUAGUGCUGGAAAAGAAGGGGGGCCCUUUAAAGCUCUUUUAAGACAACAGACUCAGUCAGCAUUGGAACAGAGGGGAGGAUCGCCUCAUAGGUUCUGUAGAAGGCGGGAAUUUCCAUUCUUUACCUUGACGGCGUUUCCUCCUGGAUUUCUUGUGCAUGUUGGGGGUGUUGUUAGUGCACGCUCUGUGAAGCUUUUGGAUCGUAUCCACAAUCCUGAUGAACCAGAAACUCGAGAUGCGUGGUGGGCAGAAAUCAGACAAGAAAUAAAAUCACAUGCCAAAGCAUUAGGCUGUCAUGCUGUAGUGGGCUACAGUGAGUCAACUAGCAUCUGUGAAGAGGUCUGUAUUUUAUCUGCUUCCGGCACGGCAGCUGUACUGAACCCUAGAUUUCUGCAGGAUGGCACCGUGGAGGGCUGUUUGGAACAGAGGCUAGAAGAAAACUUGCCUGCAGGCUGUGGCUUUUGCCAUAUACCAUAUGAUGAACUGAAUAUGCCAUUUCCAGCUCAUCUCACAUACUGCUAUAACUGCAGAAAACAAAAAGUUCCUGAUGUUCUUUUUACAACUAUAGACCUCCCGGUGGAUGCAAUAGUUAUUGGAAAAGGUUGUCUCAUUCAAGCAAGGUUGUGUCGCUUAAAAAAGAAAGCACAAGCAGAAGCCAAUGCCACAGCCAUCAGUAAUCUGUUGCCAUUUAUGGAGUAUGAAGUGCAUACUCAGCUAAUGAAUAAGCUGAAACUCAAAGGAAUGAAUGCUUUGUUUGGACUGAGAAUUCAGAUCACCGUGGGCGAAAAUAUGUUGAUGGGCUUAGCUUCAGCCACAGGUGUAUAUUUGGCAGCCUUACCAACGCCUGGUGGUAUUCAGAUUGCUGGGAAGACUCCUAAUGAUGGCUCAUAUGAGCAACAUAUAUCUCAUAUGCAGAAGAAGAUAAAUGACACGAUUGCCAAAAAUAAAGAGUUAUAUGAAAUCAAUCCUCCAGAGAUAUCCGAAGAGAUUAUAGGAUCACCCAUUCCAGAACCUAGACAACGCUCAAGACUUUUGAGAUCUCAAUCAGAAAGCUCUGAUGAAGUUACAGAAUUGGACCUUUCACAUGGAAAAAAAGAUGCAUUUGUUUUGGAGAUUGAUGACACAGAUGCUAUGGAAGAUGUACAUUCUCUGCUCACUGAUGUUCCACCUCCUUCAGGCUUUUAUAGUUGUAAUACAGAAAUUAUGCCUGGUAUAAACAAUUGGACAUCUGAAAUACAGAUGUUCACAUCAGUAAGAGUAAUCCGAUUAAGCAGCCUUAACCUGACUAAUCAAGCCCUCAAUAAGAACUUUAAUGAUCUCUGUGAAAAUUUGCUUAAGAGCCUGUAUUUUAAACUACGGUCUAUGAUUCCUUGCUGCCUUUGCCAUGUAAAUUUUACAGUAUCUCUCCCUGAAGAUGAAUUAAUUCAGGUUACAGUCACAGCAGUUGCAAUAACUUUUGACAAAAAUCAGGCUUUACAGACCACAAAAACACAUGCCGAGAAGUCAUUGCAAAGAGCCUCUACAGAUAAUGAAGAACUUCUGCAGUUUCCCUUGGAACUAUGUUCAGAUUCACUUCCUUCUCAUCCUUUUCCACCAACAAAAGAACACCUGGAGAGUGCAAGUGCUAACUCAGGUAUACCAGCUGCACAGAGAGCAACGUCAGUUGAUUACAGUUCCUUUGCAGACAGAUGCAGCAGCUGGAUAGAGCUCAUUAAACUGAAAGCUCAGACCAUAAGGCGCGGAUCAAUUAAGACAACUGUGACAGUCGAAAAAGCAAGUCCAAUGGGUGAAGGAACUUUCCGGAAUCGUUCAACCCCACCUUGUACAAAUUCUACAGUUGGGGUUGUCAAAAUGACACCUCUUUCUUUCAUUCCUGGAGCAAAAAUAACAAAAUAUCUUGGGAUAAUUAACAUGUUUUUCAUUCGGGAAACCACUUCUCUUCGUGAGGAAGGAGGGGUCAGUGGUUUUCUCCAUGCGUUUAUUGCUGAAGUGUUUGCAAUGGUGAGAGCUCACGUAGCUGCAUUGGGGGGAAAUGCUGUCGUCUCCUACAUAAUGAAGCAGUGUGUCUUCAUGGAGAAUCCAAAUAAAAACCAGGCACAGUGUCUUAUAAAUGUAAGUGGUGAUGCAGUGGUUUUUGUUCGUGAAUCUGAGUUAGAAGUGGUAUCAACUCAGCAGCCUGCCACCAGCUGCCAGCCCUCCUGUACUGGAGGAGAGGUUACGACCUGAAGUCACUUAGAAGAAAAGUGCUCAGCUAAGUGACAUUCGUCUGUCUCCAUUGUUAUGUCAUUCAUUAUCUUAUUGGACCUAAAAAAAUGAACUUAAUUUGAGAGAAAUUAAAAAAGAAUUGCUGCACUUUGAGUAUAUUUGACUUGUCUGGAAUCACUCAGAGGCUUGAGAAUUUUCAGAUCUUGACGUUUUGUUUGCUAAGCCAACACAGACAGGCCCUGUGGAGCCUUGACCCCUUAGUGCAGAUAAAUUUUUAGAGAGCUGUAGCAAAGAUGGAAGCUAUUUUUAAUUUUUGUUGAUUUUAAUAAAAUCAUAAUUUAAAAAAUGAAAUGGUAAGAUUAUCAGGAAAUUAGGAGAGCUAUCCUAGUAUAAUUUAGAAAAAGUAAGCAAGAAAUUCACAAAUUGUUAAUGAAUUAAUAAUCUGAUUCAAGGACUGUAUGGGAAAAAUGGAGGAAAGUUUUCAGAAAACGGCGUGGGUUUCUUACUGUGUUAUUUUGAUGGGUAAUUUGGUAAAAACUGAAUGGGAAAAGUGCUUCAGCUGUCUUUGAAAAAGAAGUUAAAAUUCUGUAACAUAUAUCCAUAAUAUAUCCUAAGUACUGGAAAAGAAAAAGUAAUUUAUCAGAGCCAGUGUGUUUCCAUUGGAAGCUUAAAUAACAUCAUUAAGGAAGGAGAAAAAAACUAUAUAACUUCAUUUCCCACCAAGUUUCAGUUUGUGUUUGUCUAGAAGAGACUUGGCUGCAGCUGGGAGAAAAGGCCAGUGAAUUUUGUUGAAGUAGUUAAAAUAUAAUUAAUUGAUCUAAUAGGAAGAGAAAAUUAUUUUCUAAUAAAAUCAUACUGCACUCCUGCCAGACAAACAAUUUUAGUAAUAUCUUAGGGAUUUUUGAGGUGAAUUAGACUGUAUUUGGCAUAGAAUUUGGAAAUGUAACUUGAAUGUAAAUAUGCUGCAGAAUGUUGAAUGUAUAGGUAGAAAUACUUUUUUUGUCAAUGCCAAAUACCUAUUACAAAUGAACUUUAAAAAGUACAUUCCUCCUUUGCACACUAAAAUUACUUUAUAAAACUCAUGAUUUUGCUCUUUCAGCAUAACAGUUGGCCUAAAGAUUAGAAGUCAUUUUCUUGUUAUCACAGGUGUCAAUAUUUUUCUGUAUUUUGUUUAUAAUUUUAUUUUUUAAAUAAAAAAUUUAUAAAGAUAAACU